Messenger RNA from Ceratitis capitata (Mediterranean fruit fly), 3901 nucleotides. Its product is annotated as PP2C-like domain-containing protein CG9801. Bases 537 to 3017 code for a protein of 826 amino acids. The record is from RefSeq and is a predicted model, not a curated record. The transcript has 3 exons. NCBI's taxonomy places the organism in Eukaryota, Metazoa, Arthropoda, Insecta, Diptera, Tephritidae.
UAAACUAAUAAUUACCUAAUUAAUAUCUACAGUAUUUACGUGAAAAUCAAAUAGCACUUAUUAAAGACAAAGUUUCAAAUGGAAGCAGCAACACUGGCGGAAGUCAGCUUAUUCAUAAUAAGCUAGUCGUGUAGUGAGUUGGUGAAACAAUCGAUAUUAACAUAAUCCACGACUAUUUUACUAAUAUACAAAUGAAAUGCACCGCCCACCCCUUUGGAAUUUCGAAAACAAUGUUUUACAAAGAAAAUAAAACUUGGCCUUGUGAAUGAAUCAAUCCUUUGUGCUCCAUUAUACACGUACUCACUUUGGACAUCAUAUGGAUCAUCAACAAUACACGCAAAAGACUUUCGACUACUACCAACCCCCGCUAUAUAAGUAUUUGUUUUCUUAAUUGCAGUAAUUAGAGAGAGGGCAACGACGUUAAAUUGAUCUCAUUCAUCCCAAUUGAAAUUUGAGACAGCAUUUGUAACAUACACAAUUUUAAAUAGAGGAGGAAGAAAUAAAUAACAUAGGAAAAAAAUUUAUUCACCAUUAAGAUGCCGUCGCUACGUCAAAAGGUCACAACGUAUUUCCGUCAAUUAAGCUUCAUUGCUGAGCCUCGCGAUAGUCCCAGAGGUGCACGUAAGGCUUCAGAUGAUGGAAAUUUUAUUGUCAAAUAUCUGGAAGGUAGAAUGGAUCGCCAGUUUGUGCCUGGUCCAGAAAUUUCAAAUGGACAAAAUCCAAAUGACUUGCCAGAUUUGAAAAUUGGUGUUUACGCAACUGGUCCCACCUCUAUAACUGCCGCCUGCACAGGUCCUGAUGAAGGACUCACCGGCAUCAAGCGUUCGAAAUUGCAUUUAAGUGCAAGUUAUGCAGACGAUAUCGAUUUCAUUGAUACUAAUCAAGAAAAUGAUUGCUUUGAGGUGCGUAGAAGUAUAAAUACCAGUACCAAUCGCAAUCAAAACAAAUUCAAUCGUUUUGGUGGUAUGUCACGAAAACUAAGUAAUAGUGCCAUUGCAACAACAAAUGAUCAAAAUGCAAACAAACCGUCAGGCAUUCGUUCACGUAAAAAUUCGCGUACUGGUAUUUCCAAUUUAAACAAACUUCAGAACAGCGCUAAUUCUGUAUGUUGUUCGAAAGAUUUAAAUAAACCAAUAACAUCUAGUACGACAACAAAUACGGCAACGGAAAUUAAGAAUCAUAUAGAAAAUUCUAGCAUAUCCACAACGAUUGUGGUUAGUAUGGUAAGCACAAAGUUUACCGCUAAUGAUGCAGCCAAUGAUCAGAACAACAAGAAUGUCUUGAAUUCAACUAUAAGUGAUGGUAUUACAAAAUCUUCUAUAGAUUCAGAAGCAAAGAACUUGGUCGAAAAAGAAAAGGAUACAACUCCAAAAGUUUUAUUAGAUAAUGCAACAGAACGUUUACUUCGUGAAGCGGUUUCAAAUCAGACUGAAGUAACUAGUUGUAAGGAAAUGAAUAACUUUAUCGGAGAUGCGAUAGCUGGUGUUACAGAUUGGCACAUGGAAACUGAUUAUGCAUAUGGUAUAUCUGUAUCCCUGUAUGAAAACAACAUGUUAACUAAAGAGCCUAUGGGUAGUCCAAUAGCUGAUUGUUAUGGUAUUGUUGUACGUGGGAAUGCAGCCGCAUUGGCGCUUGCUGACGGGGUCAAUUGGGGCGAUGGCGCACGAUUAGCGGCUCGAUCCGCAGUGCAUGGUUGCCUUGACUAUUUAGACCGUGCAAUAUUCGGACUGGCACGCGAAUGUAUGGCGACAUCCACCACGGAAGUGUUUGUUAGUCUUCUACGCAGUUUAUGGGAAGGUCAUGGUUGCAUUCUGGAAGUGGGUGGUUCACUCAGUACCCUCACAAUCGCCGUGAUUUUACCUUUAGCUGCUAACGGAAGCAGUGAUGUAUCUGACAAAUAUGUUGUAUGCGCUUGCAAUGUUGGUGAUUCAUUGGGAUAUGUAUAUUCGAAAAAAUAUGGCGUACGAGAAUUUACUCAAGCAUCACAUGAUAUAACAUCAAUGCGUGAUAUGCGUGACGCAUUGGGUGCACUUGGACCUGCUGAUGGCACCAACCCAGAACUUGGUAACUUGACAUUAUCCAUGACUGUUAUUGAGAAGGGUGAUAUUGUAUUUCUUACCUCGGACGGUAUAAGUGACAAUUUUGAUCCAGUUGUUGGCAAGUUUGCCGAAGCAUGGACACCUGAUGUUAAACUUAUGCCAAGCUCUACCACACACGGUCAACAACAUUUAGCACCAAAAAGACAAAAUAAAAGUGCAUCGUCAAUUUAUGCACGCAUUCACCAAAACGCACAUCACAACCAACCGAGGAACGAAACUGAAUCACUGCCGACGUCGCCAGCUAGUGCACCAGUGCGUCCACCACGCACCAAAAAGUCAUCUUCACCCGAAGCAGCUAGCGCAAGCGCCACAACUAAUGCACCUAGUCGACCAAAGUAUAUGCGUUCGCAUACUGUGAUAGAACCGAGGCGCUUAUCAGGAUCUGGGCAUGCCGCAGGAAGACAGCCACUUAAUGUCCCAGUCCAAUUACCAAAGAUACCCAAAUCGAUUUCUGGCCUACCUUUAGUAACCGGGCCACAGCGACAUGCACUCACACUCUAUCGGCUAGAAGAUCUACUGAGUUAUGGUAUAAAUGGUACUUUUUCGCCGUGUACAUCAGCUAGACGAUUGUGCCAUUUAUUAAUAGAUUUCGCUCGAAUGAUCACAUCAGCACGUCGAAAGACUUUGGAACAGCGUGAACUCUUUUAUAAAUUAGCGACAGGUCCGGAUGGUAUUAAACGGGAAGUCGAACUUAAUCGUAUGCAACAUCGUGUGGCUAGGAAACGUGUCGUUGAUAGUAGUGCAUUUGCGGCUCUGCCGGGAAAGUUGGAUCAUGCAACAGUAGUGGCUUAUACUGUAGGAAUUGUACGUAAUAAUUGUAUUAGUGAUGACAGUAGCAAAAGUGAGCAAUUGACCGCUUCUACUUCAACUGCGGCAGCCUUAUUGCAAUCAAAAAAUUUUAAUGAAACUAACUUUUAGAAACUCUGAAAAGAAAAAAAUCACACUUAAACAUCACAAAAUUUAUAUACAUAGUACAUAUACAUAUAAUAUAACAAUGCUUGUAGUAUGGCCUAAGGCAUAAAAUUUCACAACUGAAGGAAUUAAGCACAAUUGAAAUGAUAAGUAUUAUGUGACCUGUAGCUUUUUAAAGAAAAGAUCGUAUCGCGUAUUUUGUACCAACGCUUUAUAUACAAUACUAUACAUAUAGCCAUUACAUAUUAAACUUGACAAGAAUAUGAUCAUUUUCUGCAUGGUACCGAAUCCAAUUUUGCGCAAAAAUUGUCGUAAAACUAAUUGGUUGAAAAAGUAAAAAAAAAAAAAACAUAAAAAUGAUCCAUUAAAAAAAAUGUUAAAAAAUGUUUAAUUUUUAACGGCUUUAUGUAUAAUGUGCAUGUGGCUUGUUGCAAUUACCCGAGCUUCAAAUGCGGCCAAUUACUCUUAAAAAUUAUACAAAUACUCGAAUAAUUAACCUGAAGAACUACACUACAUGUUUUAAAAUACAAUGUUACUCAAAUAAUUUAAGCUAAGGCAGAGAGAAAUCCGAUAAGAAAUGGAUUGGUUUAUUUUCCACAGGAAUUAUAACCAGCAUAACCUUGCUGGUUUUUAAUAGUUCUAACAAACUAGUAAAUCUAUCAUCAGUGUUUUAUAUGUAUAUGCAUAUUUGUGUAUAUCGGCAUAUAUUUUGCACUACAAUUCAAAAUGCAAUUUUAAGCCUAAUAGUCUGUAGUCUGUGUAUUUACUUCUAGUGCCCAAUAAAGUCCGUUAUUUUCAAAACUCUGGAAGAGUGAUUCGAAUGAAAUUUACAACAUUAUGUAAUUACCUUUGAUAUAAGCCGAUAUUUUUUUAAUAAAGUACUGGAACAG